CCUAUUUUCAUUCUUUUACACACACACACACAACACUGUUGAUAAGGCACCAGCCACUGUGUGUGGCUGAGCAAUAAUACAGGUUUGUCUGACAGACUGGGGGAGGGGGAAGAGUGUUUGUCACCCCACAGCACAGGAGUGGAGCUUGGAAGGAGAGCAUAGCAUGGCACAGUGCAACAUAUACUGCCUCUGCUAACUGGUUUGGCCGCCUGGACACACACAGUAGGGGGCCCACAGGUCAAGUGUGAGGUCAUUUUAGAUUCAUAGGACACUAACUGCAACCUGCUUUCUUUUCUCAAGAUCUAAAAGAGGAUUGAGUUUGUGUGGCUGCCCACUGGCCUCUGCCGACAAGAUGGCAGGCCUGGUGAGGGACCCGGGCAGGAUGGGAGAGACAGGGAGCAGAGCAGAGGGGAGUCCCCCGAGGAAUUAGCAGAUGGUAAAGUGACAGCGCAGCAAGUUUAAUUUAGGCCUCAAUCUGGCACCACGGCAAGGCAGGUCGUUAAUUGUUUGCCAGACCAACAUGGCAAUGAAGAAAACGACAGUAGGGUCACCUAGUUGUCUUCAUUUUUCCCACACUCACCUAAAACCCACUUCACCUCACCUUGAUUAGGUUUCUUUUACUGGGUGAAUAAAAAAAAAAAAAGAAGCUUUUCACCGGCCUAAACCUGUAAGCUGCUCACCAGUUUACUAAAAUACCAAUUAUCGGCGGACUAAAUAUGUCGUAGCAGCUUAUUUAUCCCCGGGUUGGAGGGAAUUGCCCGAGCCUAAUGGUGUGCACUGCCUCCCAGUGUUGUUCUCUGCUGCCGAGUGUCAGCCAUUUUAGAGAGCUUCCCCUUUCUGUCCCUCUGCUCCAAGCACACUGAGUAUUUGUAUGUGAGAGAGAAGGAAAGAAGAGGGGAAGGACUUCCUCUGAAAAGGCUCUGCAUAGAAACCUCAUCUCAUCCAGAGAGGCUUGACAGCCUGUUUGAAGUCGACAAGGUUGGAUUGAAUUAUGUUUAUAUAUAUAUAGAUGUUGGUGUUUGGUUUUCUGUGUGCAUGAAUCAGAUAAAGAAUUUCUUUAAUGAUCAAAAUUGUUAUUUUAUUCUUGAACAUUUUGAUAUUCUCCAGGUUGUUUUUGUAAUUAUUAGUGGAGGGUGUGUGAUAAAGGCUCUGUUGUAAAUACAACCAGGAGAACUAUGGCCUGGAUGUAAUGGCGCACAUAAUGUUGCUUGACCAGAGUUCAGAAGCAGGCUGCAUUGACUGAGACUGAAAAUCCCCCUCCUCAGUGUUUUGUGAAUGGUGCUUGGUAAUUCGUCUAAUCUCUUCAUUCCACUGUGGUGUAGACCGACACUCACUGCCUCUUCAGUUGGGUGUCUGCCUUUUGAAAAUAUCCACCAGUUGACCUUCUUGGACCUGCGUAGAUAAUGUAGUUGGCCUUGAUGUGUGUGUGUGUGUGUCUGUGGCACAUACUUGCGUUGCCCUGAAUCUGUACCAAUGUUGAGUUCUAUAGUGAUUAAAUGAGAGGCACACAUUUGGUCAAACAGAUUCACCUUCCCACAGAAAGAUGGGACAAUGUACAGCCACGCUCUCAGUUGUAUGUGCGUGUUUUUGCCGGCUUACUCUUGCUCACACUUGAAUCUCCAGGCAGAUAUUGAUUAUGAUACAGUAUAUGUUGAAGAAGCAUUGCAGAGCGAGGGAGGGAGGGAAGGAAGGGGGGGGGGGGGGGGGGGUUGUGCCGUCCAUGCUGUCUGGGAGGCCUGUGACAUUUUCAGUCCUUUCUUUGUGUCCAGCAUUAGGCCCAUGCUGCAUAUCAACAUGCUGGGGCACAUAAUAAGCUGCAUGUGGUCUUUUACAGCAGAUUCGACUGGUGCCGUGUGUACGUGCCGCGUGUGCGGUGUGCACAAUGGUCAGAGUGAGAGAGAGAGAGGGAGAGAGAGGGGGAGAGAGAGGGAGAGAGAGAGUGUGUGUUCAAAAUGGAUGCCACACACAUACACCGGCUGAGAGCACAGCAGCGAGAGAGGGAAUCUGAUCCUCUCCCUGUCAGGAGCUGCGUCUUCCAUAUCUGAUAAAAGACACACGUCCGGUGUGUGUCUGCAUGGGCUUUUCAACAGAGUGACAGACUCGGGUUUUCUGGUUGUGUUGUUUUUUUAAGCAACAGUGAGGACCAGUCCUCUCUGCAUUGCAGCACUGUGGCUGAGGAGAGCGGGGAGAAGAGAAGCCCGUGUGGCACACCGAGCCGAGCGCCCAAUCAGCCUCCUCCGUGUGGCGCUCGAGCCAAUCGGCAGCCUGCAGCCGAGGUUAAAGAUUGACAAUUGCAGGAGAGAGCAGCAGGGAGAGAGAAGGCCUUCUGGGAAACCUGGACCCAUCGUUUCCCCUCAUCCCCCCUACGCCCUCAAUAAUUGAAAAAAAGAUUAAAAGAAUAGGCUGAAGAAUCUGUAUGUGAGUAAGGAAGAAAAAAACAAAACAGGUAUGCUUGUUGAAUUUCCUACGUUGAAGCAUGGAUGUUGUGGCAAUGGUGGGUGUGGAAAGGGGUGUGUAGGUUAUAAUAGGCUGUUUGUGUGCUCUGUGGUCUUUGGUUCAGAAAUGUCAUUGUCAGGAUUGAGUGGUAUUGAUUUGUGUCCUUGUGCCUGUCCCAUGGCUCUCUCUUUGUCUUCUGCUGCUGUGUUUCCUGCUCUGGACGUGACAGGAUGUUAGAUUGUAUGAGGCUGUCCAGACAGGUUAGAGGAGGAGGCCAGUGAAGCCAUUUCACUGCACACUGUCUCUGCAGAUGUGCUGUGUUCCUGCCUGAUAUGUUCAUCCUUCUUGUAGUGAUGGAGGAGCAGGGGGGGGGGGGGGGGGGGGGGGUCUUCGUGAACAAGAUUACUGAAACGGAAGCAGUAUAUUUUUGUUUUCAGUCAAUGCCUGACUGUUCUUCACGCAAAACAUUCAAACGGGGCUUUCCUCGGGAGUGGGUGAAAUAGAAAUUGGCAGAAUUGAAGCCAAUCCGACCGACGAGGCCGGUGCAACUGCUGUGGCAUCAGAGAAAAUGGCAAUCACAAUAACAGGAUCGACAACAGGGCGAACCAAGCGUGGCAGAGGAAGAGGAGAAGACUGAGAUCACAACAGAAGGAAUGGAGAUCUCAACACGAUCCAAGGUUUCAGACACGGCGCCAACAGAACGGGCGACCCAAAAGCGAAAGAUGCCGAGUCCCUCUCACUCAUCGAAUGGUCACUCCUCUGCUGAAACAUCCCCCUGCCCUGUGAAGAAGAAGAAGAAACCAGGUGCUGUUAGCAGCAGCAAACACCAGUCAGAACUAAGACACGGCCCCUUUUACUACGUGAAGCAGCCAGCACUCACCACAGACCCUGUUGAUGUUGUACCGCAGGACGGCAGGAACGACUUCUACUGCUGGCUGUGCCACCGCGAGGGCCAGGUGCUCUGCUGUGAGCUCUGCCCCAGGGUGUACCACGCCAAGUGCCUCAAACUACCAGCCGAGCCCGAGGGCGACUGGUUCUGUCCGGAGUGUGAGAAAAUAACAGUUGCUGAGUGUAUAGAGACUCAGAGCAAAGCCAUGAUGAUGCUAACUAUAGAGCAGCUGUCUUACCUACUAAAGUUUGCCCUUCAGAAGAUGAAACAGCCAGGUGAUCAUCCCCGCUUGUCAUCUCGCUCCCCCCAUGCAGCUUCCACGCAGAGAAAGACUUUUAAUUGGACCGAACCCUUCCAGAAACCUGUCUCUCUCGAACAGCAUCCAGAUUACGCAGAGUACAUUUUUCACGCUAUGGAUCUUUGCACACUUGAGAAGAAUAUUAAAAAGAAGAUGUACGGCUGCACCGAGGCCUUCUUGGCAGAUGCAAAAUGGAUUUUGCACAACUGUAUUAUAUACAAUGGAGGCAAUCACAAACUCACGGCUACAGCCAAAGUCAUAGUUAAGAUCUGUGAACAUGAGAUGAAUGAGAUUGAAGUUUGUCCCGAGUGUUAUCUGUCUGCUUGCCAAAAGAGAGACAACUGGUUCUGUGAGCCUUGUAGUAACCCUCACCCUCUAGUGUGGGCCAAACUGAAAGGAUUUCCAUUCUGGCCCGCUAAAGCUCUGCGGGACAAAGAUGGACAAGUGGAUGCUCGCUUUUUUGGUCAGCAUGACAGGGCUUGGGUGCCUUUAAACAAUUGCUACCUCAUGUCCAAAGAGAUUCCAUUCUCCGUGAAGAAGACCAAGAGCAUCUUCAACAGUGCCAUGCAAGAGAUGGAGGUCUAUGUGGAGAACAUGAGGAAGAAGUUCGGAGUGUUUAACUAUGCCCCCUUCAGGACACCGUACACUCCCGACAACAACUUCCAGAUGCUGCUGGAUCCCUCCAACCCGUCAUCCACCCCGCUCAAACCCGAGAAACAGGAGAAGAUCAAGCUGAGCUUUGAUAUGACAGCAUCACCCAAGAUCUCUUUGGCCAGGACCAUGCUGUCUGGGGCCGGGGUGGGAGGGAGCGCAGGAGGCCGGCGACUCCCCCUCGGUGAUAUGCCUCGCUCCCCCAUGAGCACCAACUCCUCUGCCCACACUGGUUCGGAUGGGGAAACGGAGACAGCGGACAAGUCCCAGACAAAGGCUCCAAACAGCCAGUACAGUACCGGAGAAGAGUCCAUGGACUGUACAGGUACUUCACCAGCAUCGCCUGGCCAUCCUCGACCUUGUCCCGCAGGCAGUUCCUUAGACAGCCCUAAACCAUUGCACUCUCAAGCUCCUGGCGCUCCCAAGCAGGAGAAGACACCACCGACAGGAAGCAUACUGAACCUCAAUCUAGAUCGGAGUAAAGCAGAAAUGGACCUGAAGGAGCUUAGUGAAACGGUUCAACAGAAACAAGGAGCCACACCGGUCCUCACCUCUCCAAAAAGACAGAUCAAGAGCCGUUUCCAGCUGAAUUUGGACAAAACCAUCGAGAGUUGCAAGGCACAGUUGGGCAUAGAUGAGAUAUCCGUCGAUGUGUAUAAAGGUGUGGAACACAGUGACUCAGAGGACUCUGAUAAAUCGGACUCCAGUGACAGUGAGUAUGCCAGUGAUGAGGAGCAAAUAACCAAGGAUGGUCAGGAUGCAGCAUCCAGUGAUGAGGCCCAGAAGGAUUCUACCAAAAGUAAAGCCAAAGACCAACCUUCCCCGAGCCAAGAGGAGGGCAAAGCUGACUCGCACGUGGCAUCCGAGACUACAGCAGGCGACGCCACUGCAGCAGCAUCAGAUGCCUCGACUAAUGAGAAAAUGAGCACAGAUUCGGAAAAAGAAAGCCCAGAAAAGACUAAAGCACCUCCAGCAUCACCUAGUCUCAGGGAGAAGGCUCAGGCGAAAGAAGAGGCAAAGCAGCCUGUGCCGGUGGAGGACUCUGACUCAGAGAGAGAGCUGGUUAUUGACCUCGGAGAGGAACAGGGAGGCAAGGACAGGAAGAGGAGCAGGAAAGACAACGCCACUGUUAAAGACUCUUCUGCUGGUAAAACUGAAGGGAAAACCCUGACCCCGUCGACACUACCGUCUCAAAACAGUACAGCUCCGUCCACUCCCUCCAGCGUUUCCACACAGUCCCCCAUGGCCAUUCCUGUCACUAUGGUCUCCUUCACUACUCCCUCACCCGCAACCAUAAGCCUCGCGAACGUGUCCAGUGCCACCGCAACACCCCCCUCUUCCUCCUCCUCAGCCUCCACCACGCCGCCGUUGAAGAAACAGCGUCCUCUGCUGCCCAGAGAGACGGCGCCGGUGGUGCAGAGAGCCGUGGUGUGGAAUCCCACUGCCAAGUUUCAGACCUCCUCGCAGAAGUGGCACAUGCAGAAGGUGCAGCGUCAGCAACAGAACCAGCAACCUGCGGCGACCACGGCGGCGUCGUCGCCUCCCAGGCAAGGCCAGGCUCAAGCGCUGACCCAGGCACAGGCCACUGGGAACGGCUCGACGGCAGUGUCCUCAUCUUCAUCACAGCAGUCUUCUCAAAGCACACGCUAUCAGACCAGACAGGCUGUUAAAGCUGUUCAACAGAAAGACACUCCCCUCAGCAUAUCCACGUCGGCCAUCACCCUGGUAUCCAGUAGCCCAUCUUCUGUUGCCACGAUGGCAGCGUCAAGUUUAGGCGCAGCUGCUACGUCUUCACCCGCGGUAACAGACCUGUAUAUCCCCACUGCCUCAGCGGACGUAGCUGCAGACAUUGCCAAGUACACGAAUAAAAUAAUGGAUGCAAUCAAAGGUACAAUGACUGAAAUCUACAAUGACCUCUCUAAGAGUACUUCAGGCAAUACAAUAGCAGAGAUAAGACGACUGAGAAUCGAAAUAGAAAAACUACAGUGGCUGCAUCAACAAGAGCUGUCAGAGAUGAAGCACAAUCUCGAGCUGACAAUGGCAGAGAUGAGGCAAAGUCUGGAGCAGGAGAGAGAGAGGUUGGUGACAGAGGUGAAGAAACAGAUGGAGGUGGAGAAGCAGCAAGCAGUGGAUGAGACGAAGAAGAAACAGUGGUGCGCCAACUGCAGGAAAGAGGCCAUCUUCUACUGCUGCUGGAACACCAGCUACUGUGAUUACCCGUGUCAGCAAGCCCACUGGCCAGAACACAUGAAGUCCUGCACUCAGUCAGCCACGGCCCCACAGCAAGAGCCUGAGGCUGAGUCGACAGCCGACCUCCCAAACAAAGGUUUAGGGCAGACUAGCAGUGGCCCCAACUCUCUGAGAGACACGCCGGUCUCUGCACCACCAGACAAAGACUGUGACACGGAGAAGAGCUCUGACACCGUUGCUGUCACUUUGUCCUGAACAAGUUUACCGUACUUGAAAAUGUAAAUGUGUAUAGAUUUUUUUUUUUUUUUCACGAUAAGGACAUGUCUUAUGUAAAUCGUUCUGUUCAAGCAGCUGUUAAGGGAGCAAUCUAAAUUAUUUUUAUUUAUAUAUUUUUGUUGCCUUUCAGGGCUCACAUACUGCCCCCAGUGCACAGUGGUCUUUACAUUGUAAAUGUGGAAUCAAGACUGACAGCAGAUAGUUAGUAACCACUAGAGGGGGCAGUUUAAAAAGUGUACACUGCAUAUUCACGCACUGCUUUGCAGUCUAUAGAGAGCUGUCAGUAUAAAGAUCUUAAAAGCAUGCCUGAGUGUCUCAAAACAUACAUCUAGUGUAAAUGACAACAGUUAAAUAGUUUAAGACUGCAAAAAUGUAACCCAUGCUUAUGGACCACCCAGAUUUAGACUAGACUGUUGACAGAAAUGUCUGUAAAUUCCUUAUUUUGUAUUCUAUGUUAAUUUAUUUGUUAUUCUAAUGUUGCCUGCUGUAUACUGCAAAGAAAAUAACAAAUACAAACAUUUUAAACAA
Messenger RNA from Anarrhichthys ocellatus (wolf-eel), 7268 nucleotides. RefSeq names its product zinc finger, MYND-type containing 8 (gene zmynd8). The record is from RefSeq and is a predicted model, not a curated record. Bases 3090 to 6719 code for a protein of 1209 amino acids. Gene Ontology annotation, molecular function: transcription corepressor activity; protein binding. Gene Ontology annotation, cellular component: nucleus; cytoplasm. The transcript has 21 exons. NCBI's taxonomy places the organism in Eukaryota, Metazoa, Chordata, Actinopteri, Perciformes, Anarhichadidae. Gene Ontology annotation, biological process: regulation of DNA-templated transcription.